Messenger RNA from Durusdinium trenchii, 180 nucleotides. The record is from the annotation of a GenBank genome assembly. Lineage: Eukaryota; Dinophyceae; Suessiales; Symbiodiniaceae.
AUGGCACUGAAAGUGGCACCCUUGCAAUGCCGUUGGCCUUGGGUCAAGCAUAUGCUGCACCUUGCGCUGAAGUACAGCAACGAAGCCUUGGCGCUGGAGCCCGACAAUGUCAAGGCACGAAGCCUCGUCUCAACCAAGUUUUGUAUAUAUAUAUAUAUAAUCUCAAAAAGUAGUAGCUAG